Protopolystoma xenopodis is the source of this 204-nucleotide messenger RNA. The record is from the annotation of a GenBank genome assembly. Lineage: Eukaryota; Metazoa; Platyhelminthes; Monogenea; Polystomatidea; Polystomatidae.
AUGCGUGAGGAAAUGUCCGAGAGAUGGGCUGCACCAGAAUCUCUCCUUACUCCCCUCCUGCACGAGAAGACACACCUACACACAGCCGCAAGCACAAGCCAACUCCAAACAGGGCUCAGCUCGUGCCAACACGGGCCUAGAGAACACGUACUGGAGGCCAAGUCUUUGAGGCGUGUCUACGCUAACACGGACAGUGAAGCGUAA